Onthophagus taurus is the source of this 684-nucleotide messenger RNA. Lineage: Eukaryota; Metazoa; Arthropoda; Insecta; Coleoptera; Scarabaeidae. The record is from RefSeq and is a predicted model, not a curated record.
GUGAGGCUGCACGAUAGUAUACAAGAAGAAAAUUACCACUAUCUAGUCUUUGAUCUAGUUACUGGCGGGGAAUUAUUCGAAGAUAUCGUCGCCAGAGAAUUUUAUUCUGAAGCUGAUGCAUCACAUUGCAUACAACAGAUCUUAGAAUCAGUUAAUCACUGUCAUCAGAACGGUGUAGUUCAUAGAGAUCUCAAGCCUGAAAAUUUAUUAUUAGCUAGUAAGGCAAAAGGAGCUGCGGUAAAACUAGCGGAUUUCGGUUUAGCAAUUGAAGUACAGGGUGAACAACAGGCAUGGUUCGGAUUUGCGGGAACCCCCGGUUAUUUAUCACCGGAAGUUCUCAAAAAGGAACCUUACGGAAAACCAGUCGAUAUUUGGGCUUGCGGAGUCAUCCUUUAUAUCCUUCUCGUGGGUUACCCACCGUUUUGGGACGAAGACCAACACAGAUUGUACGCCCAAAUCAAAGCCGGCGCUUACGAGUAUCCGAGUCCCGAGUGGGAUACAGUUACUCCGGAAGCGAAGAAUUUGAUUAAUCAAAUGUUAUCGGUUAAUCCUAGCAAAAGGAUAACGGCUGCGGAAGCUUUAAAACAUCCCUGGAUUUGCCAGAGGGAACGUGUUGCUUCAGUUGUACACCGACAAGAAACGGUGGAUUGUCUCAAGAAGUUUAAUGCACGUCGCAAACUUAAG